AUGGGCGAUGAGCUUUUCCCAAGGAAGGAUGGAAAGAUAGUGACCUCUGACGUAGACUACGUAGAUGUGUGGAGGACACUAACUCUACUGUCCUGCUUGUUGCAGUCCUCUCAUCUGUCCCCGACCUCGAUCCAGGGCGCAGUAGAGACUGGCAUCGCGGCUGGAUACCGCCACAUAGAUACUGCCUACAGUUAUCAAAACGAGGUGGACAUUGGAAAGGCUCUGCGCUCCAAGAUGCAGCAGGGCGUCAUCCGACGUGAGGAUAUGUUUAUUGUCAGCAAGGUGGGAAAGUAUUUAGAGUCUCGACUUGACUGUUGUACGUUUACAUGUCGUCCACAGGUGGAGCUACAUCCUUACCUGAUCCAGACGGAUAUGAUAGAGUUCUGCAAAUCCAAGAACAUUGCCUUGACUGCCUACAGCCCCUUCGGUUCACCUGGGAGACCCUCAGAACUGUUAAGAGAAGACACAGAUCCACGCCUCAGCAAUUGUAUAGUUUUAGUUCAGGAGUAUAGUGUAAGUAUAUUUAGAGCCUCGUUGUCGGUUUCCCUGCAGAUCUUUGACUUCAGUCUGACUGAAGAAGACAUGAGUGCUCUGAAGGGACUGAACCGAGGGUGGAAGGCCUGUGCAAUCGAAGAAAUCAAGUCUCACCCGUACUACCCCUUCACCUGAGAGCGAAGACGCCACAACGACCAGCGCUGGAGCAUCCACCAGUGUCCUGUUUACUAAUAACGAUGAAAUGUUUAGAAUGAUAAGAGCCAAUGAUAAGCUCGCUUUGCUUUUUUAAUGUUUUUUUUAAUUAAAGAAAAAAUGUACAAAUGCACAAACGAAUACUUCUGAAAAAUGCAGUAGUAACGAAUGCAGCUUUUGCUUCAAAGGCAGAGAUGACAUCUUUUAUAAAACAUUCACGUUUAAUCCUAAAAGCAAGAACGAAAAAAACCUCUUUUAAAUGCAGCUCGUUCUGUUUCCUGUAUUUGUUCCCUUAGAGGAAUAUCAAAUCUGUGAUUCUUCCCAAAUACACAACUUCUAGAGAACCUUAA
Molecule: messenger RNA, 1037 nt
Organism: Neolamprologus brichardi
Lineage: Eukaryota; Metazoa; Chordata; Actinopteri; Cichliformes; Cichlidae
Source: RefSeq, a predicted model, not a curated record